Messenger RNA from Psylliodes chrysocephalus, 2115 nucleotides. The record is from the annotation of a GenBank genome assembly. NCBI's taxonomy places the organism in Eukaryota, Metazoa, Arthropoda, Insecta, Coleoptera, Chrysomelidae.
UUAACAAUGAGCUUAACUAAUUAUUAAUAAACUAUACUAGUGAGCGUAAUUGUUGCAAAUUCAAAUACCGGCAUAAAAAGUGUUUUUUGGUUUAUUUUGUGUGAUUGCAAAAUCAAGGUUAUGUAUUCUAACCGCCCAAAACGACUUCAGUUUUUAAGAAGUUAUGUUGACGAUGCCUCUAUUAGAAGCGAAUCAAAAUAUAUUGACAAAGAUACAUCUGAGCCACUUAUACAACAGGCUUUAAGAUGUGCUAAUAGUAGCUCUGUACCAUCUUUGGAUCCAUGUUCACAAGAACAUAGUUCGGUGGUUACCAAUGAACCAAUCUUGGACAAUACUGGCGAAUCCCUUGGAAUGCUUUUACAAGAUAAUGUACCAAAAAAUGCUGCUUAUUAUAAUACAGAAUCGAACACUAAAAUAAACAUUAAUGGUAAUGAUAAAGAUGCGUCUACACCAAUUGUCCAACAUAUUUCUGCGCUUAUACAACAGGAUUCAAGCAGCGUUAACAGUAGUUCUGCACUAUCCUUGAUUCCAUGCUUACAAGAAUUUUCGGAGAUUAUUAAUCCAAUAUUGGUCGAUACUGGCGAAUCCAUUGGAAUGCUUCUACAGGAUAAUGUAACAAAAAAUGCUGCAUAUCAUAACAUAGAACUAGAUACCAUAAUAAAGAAUAAUGGUAAUGACGAAGAUGCGUCUGCACCAAUUGUACAACCUAUUACUGCACCGCUUAUACAACAGGAUUUAAGCAGCGUUAAUAGUAGUUCCCCACUCUCUUUAAAUCCGUGUCUACAAGAACAAUUUUCAGACAUUAUCAAUGAUUCAAUCUUAGUCAAUACUGGCAAAUCUAGCGCAAUAGAUAAUAAUAUGCUUCAUCUAAAACACAAUAAAAUAUUUGCCGAUGAACCAUCAACCUCAGAGAGAAUUUGGAAUAAAAACUACAUAAUGAUGGAGGACAGUGAUGACAGUGUAAAAGACAAGCUUUAUGAAAAAGAAAGUAGUGACAGCUCUUCCGAAGGUGAACCGAUUUCGACAGAUUUAAAAUUGCAGAAGAGGAAAAUAGAAAACGAUAAGUCGAAAAAUAAAAAAAUUAAAUUUAAAAACAUGCAUUUUAGUCAAGAUUCUGAUAAUAUUCACAUAAACGAGAACAAUACAAUCGGGAACAGUAAGAGAAUUCAAAAAGGAGAAACACGAUUAGUAAGGAAUGAGCGGAAAACUAAGCGCAACCUAGGAGAUCAGUAUCUAACAAAAACAAACAAAAUCAUACCACAAAGAAAAUGUAGGGAUUUACAUGAAUGCAGAUUAAAAUGCAGUAAAAGGCUAGAAGAUGAGGUAAGAAAAACCAUAUUAAACGAAUACUGGUCUAUGGGCAGUUUUAAUAAAAGGGUAGCUUAUAUUGCAACGCUUGUAUCUACCCGAGAAAAAGAAACCACUCGUGCUAAAAAAACAGACAAAAAGCACAAAAAUAGAAGUGUAUCUCAUACAUAUCAUUUGCGUAUUAAUGGGCAACUGACAAAGGUAUGCAAAAAGUGCUUUCUAUUAACCUUUGACGAGAGUAAUAAGUUUUUAACGAAUGUUAUUAAGAAAAAGGAAUAUUCACUUUCUGGAAUAACAUUGGAAGAUAGAAGAGGUAAAGGAGUCCCAUACAAUAAAACUUCUGAAGAAGCUUUAGACCUAGUUAAAAAUCACGUCUCUGCUUUACCGUCUUAUAAAAGUCACUAUUGCAGAAAACAAACGGAAAACAAAUUUCUUCCAUCCCAUUAUACGCUCACAAGAAUAUAUGAAGAAUAUAAAAAAUGGAUUCCUGAAACAAUGACGCCAGUGAGUCGAAGAAUAUAUGAAGAUGUGUUUCGUAGUAUGAAGAUUAAGAUAAAAAACCCUAAAAAAGAUAAUUGUGCUAAAUGCGAUAAGAUUCAUAUGCAGCAUAAAAAUACGUCAGAUACCGUUAAAAAGCAAACAUUUGAAAAUGAUUUAAACAAGCAUCAAACAGAUGCCAAGUAUGCUUACGAAUCAAAGAAAAAAGAUAUACAAGAAGCUUUGCAUGAUAAGUCUAAAUCUGUAUUUACUUUCGAUCUACAGCAAUUCUUGCCACUCCUGAUAUUCAAACGUCAGUCGUUUUUAUAA